Molecule: messenger RNA, 1791 nt
Organism: Cryptococcus wingfieldii CBS 7118
Lineage: Eukaryota; Fungi; Basidiomycota; Tremellomycetes; Tremellales; Cryptococcaceae
Product: ubiquinone biosynthesis monooxygenase COQ6
Exons: 4
Coding region: 1-1791 (596 amino acids)
Biological process (GO): ubiquinone biosynthetic process
Cellular component (GO): mitochondrion
Molecular function (GO): oxidoreductase activity, acting on paired donors, with incorporation or reduction of molecular oxygen, NAD(P)H as one donor, and incorporation of one atom of oxygen; FAD binding; 2-octaprenyl-6-methoxyphenol hydroxylase activity
Source: RefSeq, a predicted model, not a curated record
AUGAGGCCACCAGCGACCGCUUGCCUCAAGAACCUCAGGACACCCGUUGUGGGCCGCUCAGCUCUACCGGCUGCUUCUCGUCACCUCCACCUUGUUCGACCACCGCGAUUGACUUCUCGGGCUGUUGCGCAACCAGCGUUCCGAGUGGAACGAAGAAGCCAUGGACACAAAGCGCAGGAAGUGCAAGGUCCUAUACCCGAGAUCUCCAAAGAAGACACUUAUGACAUUGUCAUUAUUGGAGGCGCCAAUGCUGGUCUUGCUCUGGCUUGUGCACUGCUCUCACACCCCACACUGUCAACCACCACAAGGGUAUUGUUGUUAGAAGGUGCAUCACUGGACAAGACCCGCACCUGGCCUCAAUCAGAAGAAUGGGAGAACAGAGUCAGCAGUCUGACGCAUGAAAGCGUGGAAUGGCUUGAAAGUAUCGGUGUAUGGAAGCACAUUGUUGAGAACCGAUCGCGCCCCGUGUACGAGAUUGUCAUCUGGUCAAACCCCUCCGCCGACUCCAACCCAACAAUACAUUUCCCUCUCAUAGGCCGCCCCCUCGCGCGCAUGACAGAGAAUCUCAAUCUCCAGCAAGCUUUGCUGAAGCGGAUCAACGAAAUCGGAGAGGGCAUCGUCGACAUCCGAGAAAACUCUCGGGUCGGAGAAAUGCGCCUCGGCGAAGGUGGCAGAUGGGUCGGAUUGAGGAUUGGAGACGAAUGGAUCAAGGGGUCUUUGGUAGUCGGGGCCGAUGGGCCCAACUCCCCAGUGCGCCACUUCUCCGGUAUCGACUCUUACGGGCACGCCUACAACACCCAUGCUGUGGUAGCCACCAUGCACCAUACAGCCUCGCCCUUUUAUCCCAACAACACUGGGUUCCAGCGCUUCCUCCCUACUGGCCCCAUUGCUUUCCUCCCUCUUUCAGAAACGACUUCUACCUUGGUUUGGUCGACGAGACCGGAAAAUGCUGCGGCUCUGAAGAAACUCUCGCCGGAAAGUCUGACGGCAAUGAUCAACGCUGCCUACGCUCUUCCCGAAGAGACCCUCGGCCUCCUCGUCGAGGAGGUGCUGGCUGCGAACGAAGUCGGCAUCCCUCUCACCACCGAGCGAAUCUCCACACUGAUAGCAACUCUUCCCACACCACCUCUCUCUGCCGACCAGCCUCUCUUGCCGCCGACUAUCACUCACCUCCACGCCCCGUCUAUCGCUUCCUUCCCUCUCCGUCUUUCUCACGCUACGUCAUACCUCGGUGCUCGCACUGCUCUGGUAGGCGAUGCGGCGCAUACUAUCCAUCCCCUCGCCGGACAGGGUCUGAACAUGGGUUUGGCCGACGUCCGCUCGUUAGCCGAGACGCUCGAGGCAAGCAAGAAGGUCGGCGGCGACGUGGGUAGUCUCGAGGGCAUGAAGGGGUACCCCAAAGAGCGUUACCCCCUCAACCACCUCAUGCUCAGUACCACUGACAAACUCCACUACAUCUUCCGCGCCAGAAAUCCCCUGAUCAACUGGGCUCGAAGCACCGGGCUCGACGUGAUCAACGAGAUCGGCCCCCUCAAGCGACUGCUCAUGGGUGGUGCUGGAUCUGGUGUGGGGCCGUUCUCUACAGGGGGCAGGUCGGAGAAGGAGCGGGAGUUUGGAAGGAGCGAGGCUGGGGAGAGUAUGAAGAGUGCUGGAGGGUGGCAGCAUGGGCUUGCGAGUGCUGUUGAGGGAGCGUUUGUGUUGAAGAGCGUGGCGGGUAUGGUCGGUGGGGUCGUUGGGGAGCUGGCGAGGAAUGGGUUGAGGAAGGCAGCGGACGCUGUACAGAAGAAGUAA